AUGACCACCGCAACAAUAACAAUGACCCACCAACCUCCCUCCUCCCAAACCAUGACCACCUCCAGCACCCCCACAAAUUGCAGUAAUCAUAAUAAUAGCAGAUAUACAAUAACCCGUUCAACCUCAGAACGUCAAACCCUCAACUCCCUAGUCCGCGCAUCCGCUCUCUUCAAAUCCGCGUUCGAAGACGGAAUCCUCUUCGAAGAUGCAUCAAUCUACAAAGAAGAAGCAUACUUCAUCGCUUACUUCGCCGAUAGUUUUAGAAAAAGACCUAGAACUUUAUCGGAUCUUGAUGUUGUCUUGUUGAGUUAUCCUACCGCGAAAGUUGCCUGUGGGUCUCCUUAUUCGUCGAAUACUGGCAUUGCCUCUGGUUCUGGGGGGGCUAGGCCUGGUUCAGCUUCGUCUGCUAUCAGUAGUAGUAGUAGCAGCAUUGGUGGUGGUAGUAGUGGCGGCCAGGCUAGGAUUGCGAAUACGCAGACAACUACACCAUGGUAUCAUGCUAGAAUUCUUAACGGACCAGCAGAAUUCUCAGAAAGGGUAGUAGCAAACCACAAAGCCAUUGUUGAAAUCAGCGAACAGUUCAUCAGUAAGAUGAAAUAUCCAACUUUACUCGUCAACACCACUACUCAAGCCACCGCCGACGACGGGAACAAAGCAGAAAGGGAAAAAGAAGCUACGGAUUUAAAACAGAAAUAUUUGGAAGAAGGAGCACCGGCAUCAAAUACUGAGAAACAAACUAUAAUCCGUGGGUUUUAUAGAUUAUGGUUGAUAUCUUUGGUAUACGGUGCGAAUGCUGUCCCGGAAUCUGGUGAGAGAAAUGUAGAUUCGGACUUUGGACGGAUGAUGGCGUGUUAUAGAUGUCUAGGCGGGCUAAAAUACUGGGAUGUAAAAGUGAUACAGAUAUUAAUGGCGUAUCUGUCGAAAGAGUUGAAACCAGUAUUUUGGUAUUACAAGAGGAUAGAAAAGGUGGUUAACGAAGGGAUUCUGAACAGUAAUUUUACUGAGGCAGCUGCAGAAGAAAUAUAUACCAGUCGAUACUUCAAUACCUUCAUGACAACAGAAUUCCCCCACAACGCCGCAUCAUGGCUCAAACACUCCAAAAAACCCCUCCUCCUGAGCGAAAGAUUCUCCACCCUCUCCUCCGUCAUCAAACUAACAACCCCCAAACACCCAAACGAAGAAUCCCUCCGCUUCUUCCUCUCCAAAGACGUCCUCAAAUGGCACGCCCGCGAACUUCAAAGUCCCUGGUCCGUAAUCUCAGGCAAAGAAUUCUCAGAAAACGUCCCCCUGAAGCCGCUAUGUAAAGCCGUGGGCGACGGACUAGGCCACAAACUCCCAGAUACGGCUAUUCCAGCGGUUAAAAAGUCCGCUUGGUUGGUGGUUGAAUUGGGGAGACAGGAUUCUACAGACACGGACUUUUGGGGCGGGGUUUGGGAUGAUGAGAGGUUACGGGGAUGGGGCUAUUGUCUUCCGAAGUUUGAAGAAGAAAAUCUGGGGAAGAAGGCUUGGAAGGGCCAUUUGAGGAGACUGUCCAGCAGGUUGAAGUUGCAUUGA
Molecule: messenger RNA, 1554 nt
Organism: Orbilia oligospora ATCC 24927
Lineage: Eukaryota; Fungi; Ascomycota; Orbiliomycetes; Orbiliales; Orbiliaceae
Exons: 2
Coding region: 1-1554 (517 amino acids)
Source: RefSeq, a predicted model, not a curated record